ACAUGAGACAGGUAACAGAGUUGAAGCCCGAGUGGUUGCUGGAAAUAGCUCCACAUUAUUACCAACUAAAGGAUGUCGAUGCUGCUUUGACCUUCAAGAAAACGUCUAAUGGCAAUGUAGUAUGAAUUCUAUAUAAUAUUUUACACGGUGUGAAAAGAGUAUGAAGAAGAGAAGGCAGUGUCUUUGGUCCAAAGCUCCAGGAUCUUGCCCUCUGUUUGACACAGCACACACUGCAAAUGGACGUUUUCUGAGAACUACAUAGGUCUCCAGGGUGAGCUCUGUUUUGGUAGUAGCCUGCAAAAGAUUUUUUCAAAGCUUCACCUGACCGCUGUGUGCUGAAGUUUCUAGUUGUUACCUCCUUUAUGAAUUCUACAACGAAGUAUAGCCGUGAUUAUACAUUGCAUGAAAGACUUGCUAACGAAGAACUCAACAAGAAAAUCUUAUUCCUUACCCGUUUGGGAAACCUAUCUGUUGGUCUGGGAGACCAAGUACCAAUCAAUAAUCUUUGCAAUACAGAAUUUACUCAUUUAGAACAUCAACAAAAAACGAAAUCAAAAUUCCAAUAACAUCCCAGAAACCAAACAGAGCCAUUUUUGGGUACGAUGAACAAUUAAACAACCGAAUCAAGAAAGAACAGACUGGGUCUAAAUUAGACUUUCCUCAUCUGGUUUAGUAGUUUCCUAACUCGGUUUAGGAAUUCUACACCAAGUAGAAUUGAGUUAAUUGAUAUGUUAUAAAGAUGUGAUCAUAGAAUUUAAGAUUCGAUAAUGGGGAUUAUGAACCUGCCUGCGAUCCGUAGAUGCAGUUCUGUCCAUAACAUUGUUGUGAAGUUCACCAAGAAGCGUUACAGAAAGAAGUUGGACAUGUUGACAAAUGAAGAAGAUGAACAAGAAGAGGAAUAUCUGCAAGCUAGGCAGGUUAAAAGACGAAUUUUCCCUGAAGUAGAAGCUGAACUUGCCCGGCUGAUGAUGAAGUUGAACUUGCCCUGCGGACGGGUUCAAAGAGAGAGGGAGCAGGACACAGCAGCCAUACAAAAGUACACAACGAAACGAAAGUUAACUAAUUUACAUGAAGACGAAGAGGAAGAGGAAGAGAUCACAUGGGUCAAACGACGAAAGACUUUGGAGCACAUUGGCAAGGAAAUCAAAGCCUUGAGGAUAACUACAAGACAAGAAUAUGGUACGAGUUGCAAUAUAGAUUUCGCAAGUCUUCCUCCAGAUAUUGUGCUUCUUAUUCUGGAUAAGUUGUUAGAACCCAUUGACCAUGCUCGUUUUGCUGUCGUCUGUAAGGAAUGGCAGUCUCUUGCAAAACAGUAUAAUUGUGAAACGCAGCCCUGGGUUAAGGUCCUCCCUCCCAUGCUAUGGAUCCCUACCCAAUCUCAUGGCUCCGAUGACCCAAUGGCCAUGCUUUACAGCUUGUCUGAAAGAAAAAUCUACAGAAAUAUGAAGUUGCCAGUGCCUCGUGAUGAUAGGAUCUACUGUGGUUAUGGAUGGAUGGCUAAGUAUCGGUAUCUAAAUAAGUCCUCAGAUUAUUAUGCUAGUCUAGCAAUAACUCUCAUGAAUCCUUUCAGAAACGCAAAAGAUAUUAUCCGUCUCCCUCCAAUCCGAGACAGCAUAUUUAGUGUAAAGCAAGUCGUGAAGAUAACCUUGCCUGCUGAUCCCACUUUGGAUCGGAACAAUUAUAUGUGGUUCUAGUCAUAUACGGUUCUAGA
This is a messenger RNA of Rosa chinensis, 1711 nucleotides long. RefSeq lists its product as uncharacterized. NCBI's taxonomy places the organism in Eukaryota, Viridiplantae, Streptophyta, Magnoliopsida, Rosales, Rosaceae. The coding region runs from base 768 to 1694 and encodes 308 amino acids. Gene Ontology annotation, molecular function: protein binding. The transcript is spliced from 2 exons. The record is from RefSeq and is a predicted model, not a curated record.